UGCCUGUGUUAACAUCGACUGUGCCGAUUAGUCUGUGGGAUCUUCACAACUCGACUGACCAGAUUUGUGACACGUAGUCACGUCAUACCUUACCUGUAAGGUCCAAAGAAGUUAUUCAAUUUAGUCCAGGCACACAGACUCGGAAACAGACGCCUGUAUGAUGUUUGGGGUUUGUACCUUGCAGUUGAUCAUGUUCGUGAUUUACCCAUCCUCGCAUGUUUGGACAUUGUCUCUGGAUAUCUUGCUGAAUAUCAAGGAGCAUGAUAAAUGCCCCCAUCCUGUGGUGUGCCAUAGAAAUGUGUCAGUCAAUAGUCAGUUAAAUGUGACCAACUGGCUGAUCUCUGCUGGGGACCAAUUUGCUGCGUCGAAGACAGUGAGAUCGGUACAUGGGCAUGUGGUGGUCCUAGCAUCUCUCUCUCCCUGUCAGCAUACCUUCAAUCCCUCCUCCCACAGGGAUGACCUCAACAUCAGCCUCUGCUCCGAGGUCUGCCCCGACUUCCUAUCCAGCCAUACAAUGUAUAUUCAAUCAGUGUUCAGCGUCACAAACACAAAGCAGUCCUACUUUAAUGCCCUUGUCAGACCCAAUUCUAUGGAGGUUGUCAUUGGAGGCAUUAACGUGAUACUCGGUCAUGUGAAGUGGAAGACGUUCGUUGUUAUAACUUCAUCCUAUGAAGUUUUGACUGCACUGUCUGGAGGUAGACUGGCUUCUCUCAAGUUACUGCUGUAUAUGAUGGAUGAUCCCAAUAAGCCACAAGAAAGUAUUGACCUCUCCAGCAUAUACCAGCUGCUUUCAGAGAAGGACCUCAACCUUCUUGUGAUGUGUCCCUCCGAUUGUAUACAGAAGCUCCUCAAUCAGGCUCGCUUGCUGGAAUCGAACAUGUCAGUGACGAGGGCAUCUGGGGUCUCACAGUGGCUGGUGGUUCCUUCUACUGGAAAUGUCAUGGACAUUGCACACAGUCGUGAACCAUUCAAAACUGAUGAUGUUGUUUUCCUGGAGUUCAAUCCGUGCUCUAAGUAUUAUUCACCACUGAACCUGGAAAUUAUCAAGCAUCUGUCAAGCUUGGAAAAGUUUCUUAUGACAGACCAAGCGGCUGACAAAACACAAUUGAAACAGAAGUGUCCAUGCAGCCAUCUGGGCUCCAUUCUUCUUCAGGAAGUCAAACUGUAG
Messenger RNA from Haliotis rufescens (red abalone), 1168 nucleotides. RefSeq lists its product as uncharacterized. The transcript is spliced from 8 exons. The record is from RefSeq and is a predicted model, not a curated record. Bases 158 to 1168 code for a protein of 336 amino acids. Lineage: Eukaryota; Metazoa; Mollusca; Gastropoda; Lepetellida; Haliotidae.